UUUCCUCUGACCUCACCGACAAGUUCCCACACGCUCUGGUGCACGCGCCUUCUGCCACCGCAGUAUGGAAGUAUCUCGAUCAUGUACUAUGGUUGUGCUUGGAUUUCUGCGUUCAACUUUCCUUCACGUCCCAUAGGAAGACCAUAAGAUGAGAGGUUACCGGGCCAUAAAGUACACGCUCUUCUUCUGCUGCUACAUUUUCUGGGUUGCCAGUGCUGUCUUGAUUGCUGUUGGCAUCUAUGCAAAGAUUGCCAAAGAGAAAGAUGCUGUGGACACGUUGACAGCGGACCCGGCCCUCUUAUUGAUCGUGAUUGGGUCUCUGAUGUUCACCAUCACCUUCUUCGGCUGCUUCGGCGCGCUACGGAACGGCGCUGCGCUGCUGAAGCUGUUUUCAGGGAUUUUGUUGGCCAUUUUCCUCCUUCAGAUUGCUGCUGGUGUGCUAGGAUUUCUGUACUCUGACAUGGUGUUACAGAGGACGGAACUGCUGAUGCGGAAAGCUAUUGUGCGUUACCGUGAAGAUCUGGACUUAGAAAACCUCAUUGACUUCAUACAGAAAAAGUUCCAGUGCUGUGGUGUCCACGACUACACGGACUGGGGCCACAACCUGUACUUCCAGUGUGAGGAGAGCAACCCCAGUCUGGAGGCGUGCGGGGUGCCCUUCUCCUGCUGCAAGAGGAACAAGAACGAGACGGUGUUCAACACCAUGUGUGGCUAUGAGACUCAAAGCAUGGAGGAGACGGAGGCUGCGCAGGACGUCUUCAUCAUCGGCUGCCUGGAUAAGAUCGCCCGCUGGGGGAAGAAGAACCUGCUGCUGGUGGGGGGGAUCACCGUGGGGCUUCUCUGUUUGGAGCUCUGCAUGGUGUGUCUGGCGUCAGUGCAGUUGUGUCGGAUCAGAAGAUCACUACAGAAAAAGAAGCUCCUCAGCCUGAGAAACUCAUGGAGGCAACAAAGAUGA
This is a messenger RNA of Clupea harengus (Atlantic herring), 955 nucleotides long. Its product is annotated as tetraspanin-33. NCBI's taxonomy places the organism in Eukaryota, Metazoa, Chordata, Actinopteri, Clupeiformes, Clupeidae. Gene Ontology annotation, cellular component: plasma membrane. The record is from RefSeq and is a predicted model, not a curated record.